Messenger RNA from Rhagoletis pomonella (apple maggot), 576 nucleotides. RefSeq lists its product as uncharacterized. The transcript has a single exon. The coding region runs from base 1 to 576 and encodes 191 amino acids. The record is from RefSeq and is a predicted model, not a curated record. Lineage: Eukaryota; Metazoa; Arthropoda; Insecta; Diptera; Tephritidae.
AUGCGGUUUUUAAAAGCCGUGCAGAAAAUAAACCCGGAAUUCGUGAUUGAAGAAAUAAUUUUUGUCCCUGGCCAACACAUAGAUUCGGCGAUAUCGGCGCAAAAGUACAAGAAGCCUCUUAAGUUAUCAACAGUUUCACAGGCGCCGCCUGAGUUGGUAUCAAAAAGCACAGAUUCACCGAAAAAACAAUCGACUCUGCGCAAGGCAAAACCUUCAUUAUCGGAGCCGAUAGCAACAAACGGUGAAGUAAUAAAAGUGGAAGCUCACGGGCGCACAGCCACUUCGGGCACAAUACCAGAAAUACCCUUCGGUACUUACUUUCUUCCAUACCAAGCGCACACCCAAAAAGAUAUCACAAAGACUUCAACAUUAAUACUGGAACCGCAUUCAAAAGCUGUGGUAGGAAAUGGUGGUACGGCUGUGUCUACACCUAUUUCGAAGGCCUUCCUAAAACGGGGAGUUCCCACCAACGUUUACUUCAAUCCCGAGUCUGUGGCAAUAGCCGGAGUUGGUGGCAAAGCGCAUGCUCAGGCCGACUUGGAGCUCGAUUUGGUGGACUCGGACUCGCGGAAAUAA